CCAUCUCCCAUCGACAGGCCGCUGGGUUCGGGAGGCUGCUGGGUCUUUCUUUUUCCUCAAGUGCAGGCAGAGUCCCCGGGAGCCAUGGCCAGCCCUUCCGGCAGCCCCGAAGACAAGGGCAAGCUCAGAGGCAGGGACGGCCGGCAGAGGCGGGAGGAGGAGGAUGCCCCUCCGGAGGAGAAGAGGUUGAGGCUGGGGCUGGAAGGAGGAAGCGCAGCUCAGGAGGAGGGAGAAGACGCUCUACGCCUGGGCAGGGAAGAGACGGGCACCCAGACAGGUGUCGAAGGCAGAGGUGACUACGACCCUGAAAAUUCAGCCCUCCUCUCCAGUGCCAGGAACAGUCCGCAGGAUUCGGUUUCAGCAAGCCUGGCUGCCAGCAACGCCGAGGAAACUGCUCAAAGACCUCAUGCGAGUGGAACUCACAGCUUCCUGGAUCCGGCUCAGCAUUCAGAUAUCAAAGCAGACUGCAAUACCUGUGCGGAAAUAGAGGACAGAAAGGUUUCAAGGCAGCAGAUGAAUUGUGACAGAGAGCAGCUAAGGGGUAAUCAGGAAGCAGCAGCUGCCCCUGACACAAUGGCUCAGCCUUACGCUUCGGCCCAGUUCGCUCCCCCUCAGAACGGCAUCCCCGCGGAAUACACGGCCCCCCACCCCCACCCGGCGCCAGAGUACCCCGGCCAGACCACCGUCCCCGAGCACACGCUAAACCUGUACCCUCCCGCGCAGUCCCACUCGGAGCAGAGCGCCGCGGACACCAGCGCGCAGACCGUCUCGGGCACCGCCACACAGACAGAUGACGCAGCGCCGACGGAUGGCCAGCCCCAGACACAACCUUCUGAAAAUACAGAAAACAAGUCCCAGCCCAAGCGCCUGCACGUCUCCAACAUCCCCUUCCGCUUCCGCGACCCGGACCUCCGACAAAUGUUUGGCCAAUUUGGUAAAAUCUUAGAUGUUGAAAUUAUUUUUAAUGAGCGAGGCUCCAAGGGAUUUGGUUUCGUAACUUUCGAAAAUAGUGCCGAUGCGGACAGGGCGAGGGAGAAAUUACACGGCACCGUGGUAGAGGGCCGUAAAAUCGAGGUAAAUAAUGCCACAGCACGAGUAAUGACAAACAAAAAGACUGUCAACCCUUAUACAAAUGGCUGGAAAUUGAAUCCAGUUGUGGGUGCCGUCUACAGUCCCGAAUUCUAUGCAGGCACGGUGCUGUUGUGCCAGGCAAACCAGGAGGGAUCUUCCAUGUACAGUGCCCCCAGUUCACUUGUAUAUACUUCCGCAAUGCCCGGCUUUCCGUAUCCAGCCGCCACCGCCGCGGCCGCCUACCGUAACACCUUUCGGGCCGCGGCGCCCCCGCCCCCCAUCCCUGCCUACGGAGGUGUUGUUUACCAGGAUGGAUUUUAUGGUGCAGACAUUUAUGGUGGUUAUGCUGCAUACCGCUACGCCCAGCCUACCCCAGCCACUGCAGCUGCCUACAGUGACAGUUACGGACGAGUUUAUGCUGCCGACCCCUACCACCACACACUUGCUCCAGCCCCCACCUACGGCGUUGGUGCCAUGAAUGCUUUUGCACCCUUGACUGAUGCCAAGACUAGGAGCCAUGCUGAUGAUGUGGGUCUCGUUCUUUCUUCAUUGCAGGCUAGUAUAUACCGAGGGGGAUACAACCGUUUUGCUCCAUACUAAAUGACAAAACCAUAAAAACCUUCCAAUGUGGGGAGAAAGGAAGCUUUCCGAGGCCUGGGUAUUGCAAUACAUGCAGUAGUGCAUCAUUUUAGCAACUCUAAAAACUAAAAAGAGGAAAAAAAAUUACAUUUUUUAUCUUAUACCUCAGAUAUUUUGUUCUGUGUAUUUUACUAUUGUGGGUCUUUAAUUUCUGAAGGUUCCGUAGUUUGGUUGCUGGCUGUAGGAGUUUUGUUUUUUGUUUUCUUUUUUUUUUUUGUGGUUGACCUAGAGAGAUGCUAGCUAUGAAUAAAAACUGGUUUAGGGCCAUAUCCAGAGUGCUUUAUCAUGUAAAUGAAUUAUAUAUGCUGAAUAGUAAGCUACUGGGGUUAUCAGCUGUUCGGGAAGAGUGUAAGUGACUACAGUAGUCAUUUUUUCUGCAUCUGCAUUAUUUUAUUUUAUGAAAGGGGAAAGGUGGGAGGGACUUAGGGGAUUGGGACUGGGGUUCGACUGAAAGAAAAUAAAAAUAGUAACUAAUGAAU
Molecule: messenger RNA, 2189 nt
Organism: Myotis brandtii (Brandt's bat)
Lineage: Eukaryota; Metazoa; Chordata; Mammalia; Chiroptera; Vespertilionidae
Gene: RBFOX1
Product: RNA binding protein, fox-1 homolog (C. elegans) 1
Biological process (GO): nervous system development; regulation of alternative mRNA splicing, via spliceosome
Cellular component (GO): cytoplasm; nucleus
Molecular function (GO): mRNA binding
Source: RefSeq, a predicted model, not a curated record